UUUUUCACCUACUUUGCAAUAACUGAUUUCCUUCUAGGAAUCUGAGGUGAGGCAAGGUGAUGGAGAGGAAAGAAAUGGAAGACCAAAAUUUUAAUCCUAAUAUAUGUCUUGAAAUAUCUCUUAGAUGGGUGCAUCCCUAUAAUCCACACAAGGCUUCAGCUUCUUUUUGUUUUAAUAUAAGUAAACAUUUACUUUAUAGGCAAAAAUAACUUUGAUAACAAAGAUGAAGAGAGCUCUGAAACAACAGGAUGAGAGACAGUCUUCAGAUUUCUUCUCUCUAGUGAUGGUGGAGUUGGAAAAAAGCUCCUGUAACUCUCCUUCUGAAUGAACUCCGUGCCAGAAGACAUGGAGAGUGUUCUCACAGGGAGCCAGACCUCUCACGCUUCUUUGCGCAAUGUCCAUUCCGUCAACCCUACACAGCUCAUGGCCAGGAUUGAGUCCUAUGAAGGAAGGGGAAAAAAAGGCAUAUCUGAUGUCAGGAGGACUUUCUGUUUGUUUGUCACCUUUGACCUCUUAUUUGUAACAUUACUGUGGAUAAUAGAGUUAAAUGUGAAUGGAGGCAUUGAGAACACAUUAGAGAAGGAGGUGGUACACUAUGACUUCUACUCUUCUUAUUUUGAUAUAUUUCUUUUGGCAGUUUUUCGAUUCAAAGUGUUAAUACUUGCCUAUGCUGUAUGCAGACUGCGCCAUUGGUGGGCAAUAGCGUUGACGACAGCAGUGACCAGUGCCUUUUUACUAGCAAAAGUGAUCCUCUCAAAGCUUUUCUCUCAAGGAGCUUUUGGUUAUGUGCUGCCCAUUAUUUCAUUCAUUCUUGCUUGGAUCGAGACAUGGUUCCUGGAUUUCAAAGUGUUACCUCAAGAAGCAGAAGAAGAAAACAGACUCCUGAUAGUUCAGGAUGCUUCGGAGAGGGCAGCACUUAUACCUGGUGGUCUUUCUGAUGGUCAGUUUUAUUCUCCUCCUGAAUCUGAAGCAGGAUCUGAAGAAGCUGAAGAAAAACAGGACAGUGAAAAACCACUAUUAGAGCUAUGAGUACUACUUUUGCUAAAUGUGAAAAACUCUCAUUGAAAAUGAGGGCAAAGAGGACUGGUGAUGGGUCUCCCUAUGGAGAGCUGAAGUGGUGACAUCCACGGCUGACUUGAUUGAUUGGCGAAUAAAGCAUCUAUUUAUUGUAAUACCUCACAGACACUGUACCAUAUUCACAUGCAUUUAGCACCCUGCCUGUGGCAGGUAAGGUAACGUAAUGAUCUACCCUCUGUUCAGUGAGACUGAGUCUGAUCUGUAAUAAAUAGUUGCAGAAAGGUCUUUUGCUGUAUUCCUAAUCAACAGACUGCUUAAUAUAUUAUAGUAACACGUUUUUAGUAAGCACAAUAUCUUUUAUUUGGAUUCACUGAAUGGAAUUGUUUUGUUUCAUGUCUCAGAUUUCUUCUGUAUCUCUUUUUUAACAUCCUACAUUUUCUUUGUGUUUUUUAACUCAUGCA
Pteronotus mesoamericanus is the source of this 1478-nucleotide messenger RNA. It is a transcript of the gene STARD3NL, whose product is annotated as STARD3 N-terminal like. NCBI's taxonomy places the organism in Eukaryota, Metazoa, Chordata, Mammalia, Chiroptera, Mormoopidae. The record is from RefSeq and is a predicted model, not a curated record. Gene Ontology annotation, cellular component: late endosome membrane; endoplasmic reticulum membrane; lysosomal membrane. Gene Ontology annotation, biological process: cholesterol transport. Gene Ontology annotation, molecular function: cholesterol binding. The transcript is spliced from 9 exons. The coding region runs from base 325 to 1029 and encodes 234 amino acids.